GGGCAAGACCGUGGGGUGGAUGCCUCUGGGUGGCUUUACAAGGGCGCGUACAGUUGCCCCGUGGACCUCGUGCUGGGGCGACCGACCGACGCGUACCUGAACUUCAGCAUCCAGCAGAUCAAACUGCUGCAAGAGCACGACAUCACACCCAUUUUAGUGUUCGACGGAGCUCCACUGCCCACCCACGUAUGGGAUACAGGAUAG
This is a messenger RNA of Phytophthora sojae, 204 nucleotides long. RefSeq lists its product as hypothetical. NCBI's taxonomy places the organism in Eukaryota, Oomycota, Peronosporomycetes, Peronosporales, Peronosporaceae. The transcript has 2 exons. Gene Ontology annotation, molecular function: nuclease activity. The annotation marks the transcript as partial. The record is from RefSeq and is a predicted model, not a curated record.